Messenger RNA from Tetrahymena thermophila SB210, 5613 nucleotides. RefSeq names its product transmembrane protein, putative. NCBI's taxonomy places the organism in Eukaryota, Ciliophora, Oligohymenophorea, Hymenostomatida, Tetrahymenidae. The transcript has 4 exons. The record is from RefSeq and is a predicted model, not a curated record.
GACAUUCUAAUAAGUUUAUUUAGAAAAAAGAGAUUAAAAACCAGUUGCUAACUAAAAAAAAGCAAAAUGAUAUUCAAGCUAAUAUUACUUAUAAGCUUAAUAGAUAUAUUAAUAGCAGAUUGUUCAAGUGAUGCAAACUGCUUAUUUUGUUCUAAAACAUCUGUAAGCUGUCUAAUGUGUUAAUAAGGCUUCACAAUUAAUAGCUCAAAUAUAUGCGCUCCAAGCAGUACUUGCUAAUAUUAUUAAUUUAGUAGCUCUGAUUAGACGCAGUGUUUAAAUUAGUGCCCUUCUACAUAAAUUGACUUCCUUAAUUCAUCAUUGCAGUCUAAUUAAUGCUAAAUAAAAAAUUUAUGCCCAUAAUAGUACAGCAUUUCUUCAACUGAUAAUAUUAUUAGUAUAACUCCUGGUGUCAUUUAUAUGUAAGGUCAAGCGAUUCCCGUAAACUAAAUCUAAACGCAAUACUUUUUAGAUAUUGUUUCUAUAGAUACAAAUAUGUCAAUAGUAAAGCUAACUUCGAACAUAUCUAACGAUUUAAUAACAGGAUUUAAAGUUAAUGGCAACUAAUCUUUAGGUUCAUGCAUAGUUGUGUGGUUUCAAUCUUCCUAAUUAAUAGCUUAUAGUCUUUAAAAUAGCAAUUAAUAAACUAUUGUACUUCAAAAUAUAGUUGCAGAAAAUAAUUAAAUAUUAGAUGCUAUUGUUGAUAUAAGUAGUACUAAUGGAUUUAAUAUUAAUUUGAUUGCAAAGCAAACUCCAUUAAAACAAUUAAGUUAUAUAAAUAUUUUAGUUAAUGGAUUAGUAUAAAAUAUUAUCAGUACUUGGAGCUAUACUGGAAAAUUUGGAAAUGUUAUCAAAUUGUUUUACAUAAACAGCUCGCUAAUUAUUUCUCUAGGUGUUAACUCCUCUCAGAAAUUCUAAUCUUUUAGCCUUCAACUUACAAAUGGCUAAUUAGUAGAGCAAGAUCUCUGCACUUUAAAUUCAGUAGCAACCCCUGCACCAAAAAUUUUGCUUUUAAAGUAAAAUAGCGAAAUACUUUAUUUCGCUUCUGGAAAUAUAUAUUCUUCUAGCUUUGUUACUUGUUACAGUUAGCAAAUAUCGGAUUAGAGUAAUGUUUUAUCAUUAGUUUUAGAUGAAAGCGCUUAAAAGUGUUUUUCAAUUUCAGCAAAUGCCAUCAACUCAUAUCAAUAUACUCAAGCAUUAGGUGCUUAGAGUCUAUCUUAAAUCCCAUAGGUAACAAUUAAUAAUUUAAAUUAAAAUAUUGUGGCUUGCUCAUCGGUUGGUUUAAUUUAAUCUUAAAGUUAGUAACAAAAUUUUAUGUUAAUAUGCAAUAAUUCUUAAAAUAACAUAUUGUCACUAUUAACUUACAAUUUCCAGAGCAAUGUAGUAAAUAUUUCUAAUCUGUUUAAUAACAACUUUCCUGUAGUAAAUCUGAUAUACGCGCAGCCAUUAGCUACUUUGGUAUUGUAAGGAGCCUAGCAAAUAAGAUCAUUUGUAGGAUUAUAGCCAGUAGCAAUAGCUUUAUAAACAUCACCUAAUUAAGGCUGUAUUUUUUUGCUUUAGAGUUAAUUUGAGUAAUCAUCUAAUCUUCAAAAAUUAAGGAUAAAUACGAUAUAGAGCUCUUUGAGCAACUAAAUAUCUAGUGAUUAAAAGUUAAUCUAUUAAGUUAUUAAUAAUAUUAAUUACAAUUCUUAGCUUGAUUAAAUUACAAAUAUCAGGUAAUUAUAAAUUGUGGGUACAUAAUAAUCAAAUCCUAUUAUUAUUAAUGCUCUUAGCCUAAUUGGAUUCAAAUUCAAAUCAUUAAAACUGAUGGGAAUUAAUUUACAGCUCUAAGCUAACUCUGAGCCAGUUACCAUAAAUUAGUCUCAAGUUAAUGAAUUUAUUUUAGAUACAAUAAUUUUCAAUAGUAUAGCUUAAAACUCAACUCUAAUAAUUCAAAAUAAGAAUUCAGUUAUUAUCAGACAAGCUUAUUUUCAUAAUUUUACACUAAUUAACAGUACUUUGAUAACAUUUAUUAACUGUAAUCAAAUUUUUUUUGGCAGCAUAAGCAUAUAUAAUGUAACAUUAUCUGAUUAAUAUAGCUCUUUAUUUAAAAUAAUCUAAUCGACCUAGGUUACAUUUAAUAACACGAAUAUCACACUGUCUAAUUUAAAUAUUUAGCCUAUGAUUAUAAUUUCUGGAUGUUAGUAAGUCAAUAUCCAAAACGUUAUCACAGCUGGAAAUUACUUUAUGAAUAAGUUAAUAUUUGGCAAACUAUUUUUAAUUUAAGGACCUAAUUCUAUUUACAUUAGUAAUUUAAUUAUCAAAAGUAAUAUGAAUGUCCAGACAUUGUAGAUUGUUCCUUAUUUUAAUAAUUCACAAAAUCAAUUCAUUACUAAUUAACAAGUAUAAGUUGUAGCAGCUAAUGUAAUAAUAAGAGAUAAUCUUGGAAUUUUCGGUUAAUAAAUCUAUGUCAGCUCAAAUUCUGCAUUCUUCUCUAAAGUUUCUGCAUUCAACAAUUCUUAACAAGCGGCUAAUGGGACAAUCUAUUUUACUUAAAAUUUUGUAUAAAUAUAAGAUUCUAAUUUCACAAACAAUACUGCGUAUGGGGGCGGAGGCAUAUAUUUCAAUUAAACCCAGUUUGCAUAGCUAAUAAAUUGCUAAUUAAUUAAUAAUUCCGCUAAUGCUGCUGGAGGAGCAAUUCUAAUUUCUAAAGGACCAAUACUUUUAAAUAAAACAAUAAUUUAAUCUAAUAAAGCGUAUAUUGGGGGAGGAGUAAGAAUAGAAAGCGGUUUUUUGUCAUAUCUUUAAUAUGAUUAAUAAACAAUCAUGUCAAAUAACAUAGCUCUUUUAUUUGGUGAUGACGUUGCUUCUAGAUUACAAACAUUUAAAAUAUUUAUAAAUGGGAACUAAGUUAAUGAAAUUAACUAAAGCGAAUUCUUGAAGCUUCAAAGUUAUUUCUUCUAGUAGGCUUAAGUUAACAUUUAAAAUGCAUACUAUGCUAGCAACAUAAGAAGUGGGUAAAAACUAGAUAUUUUAGUACAAGUUUUUGAUUAAUCAGGAAAAAUUUUGAUAAUAGACCCAAAAAUAAGUUAUCCCCCAACUAUAGCUCUUGAAAUAAAUUAACUAGGAGGAGUUUUAAAAUCUUAUAUAAUAACUUUCAUAGGUGAAAACUUCAUUACAGAUUAUUGCCAAGAUAGAUAAGGUUUUUGCUUAACUAGCGAUCUGACAGUAUAAGGUAUCCCAGGUAAAGUUUUACCUUUAGUUUUGCUAGAGAAUUUUAUAGAAAAACCAUUAAGGCAGUCUUCUAGAAUCCUGGAGUAUUUUGAAGGAUUAUAAGAAUAAAUCAAAAUAAUUUAAUCACCACAAAAAAUCUUAAAAAAACGAAAUUUAAUUAAUUUUACAUCCCUACUCGGAUUACUAACCUCAAGUUAUACAAGUAUAAUAGCAAUAUAAUUAUAAUUUAGAGACUGCAUUAAAGGUGAAAUAUUAAAAGAAAUCAAUUCAUAAAACAAUAUAACUGAAUGCCUUCCUUGCCCUCUAAAUUCAUACACAUUAACAAAUAAUGAUACACAAUGCUUAAAAUGCCCAGAUUCUGCAUAUCUUUGCUAAAAUUACACAAUACUUUUGAAAGAUGGAUACUGGAGAUAAAAAAAUGAUACCGACGAAAUUUAUUAAUGCAGAGAAGAUUUAGGAAGCUGCUUAUUUGAGAGCACCUAAUAAACUUGCAAGAAAGGAUAUGUUGGACCACUUUGCUAAGGAUGUGACCUCUGGGGAGAAUAAUGGGGAUUUUCAUUUACUUAAAAAGGUAUAAAUGGUGCUUGCUAUUAAUGUGACAACUAGUAAAAAUAAGUGCUUUAUAACUGCCUAAUCUUUAUCUUUACAACUUUUUAUUUAGUGUUUGGAGUUAAUAAUGUAAUUGAUAAUAAUAAUAUACACUCCCUUGCCUACUAUAUUAGAAUUCUUAAGCUUGCUAGUAUUUCAAAGAGCUCUUUAAGGGAUGAAAGCAGCUAAUAUAUAAAACUUCUCAUACACUAUCUUUAACUUUUAGCUGUACUGAAUUCUAUUAGUUUACAACUACCAGAUUUUGUUACAGUUGUCCCUAAAUUUACUGGUAAUCCUAACACAUCAUUUAUCCUUUCUUCGAAUUGUUUUCUUUAAUAGUUAAAUUAUAAAAAUAUUAUGCAACUUAGAGUUCUACAAUCCUCAUUACUUCCAUUGAUUUACUGUUUUGUAGUAAUGAUUCUGUAUAUAAUUUAUAAAUUAAUAAAAUGUCAAAAAAUAUAAAAAUAAUUUUUCUAUACCACAUUUGUAUUUCUUGUCAUGUUCUUUUAGCCAGAUAGCAUAAUGUUCCUCCUAAGUUCAAUAGGGUGCUAAAAUUUAGGAAAAAUAAAAUCUCUCAUUGCAGAUGCAAACUUUGAAUGCUAUAAAGAUUCUUCAUACCAUGAGUUCUUAUACUUUUAUACUAUCCCUGCUUUUUUAAUAUGGUGCUUAUUUCCUGUAAUUUUCUUAAUUUUGUUAAGCAGAAGAAGAAAUAAAUUGCAUCUAAUAGUAACAAAGUAAAUGUAUGGAUAUCUUUACUUAGAAUACAAAGAAAAAUACUACUACUUUGAAUUUUUCCGCUGUGCUAUUAGGAUUAUUAUUGUAGUUUUUUAAACACUAGUGAAUUCUGAUUAGUAGUUUAAAUUAAAUUGUGUUACUCUUUUGUUAUUUUUCUACUUAAUAGUUUCAGUUAAGAUUCUUCCUUACUAGAAUAUCUAAGUAUUUAGAGUAGAUGUUAUGUCUCAUGUAGUGCUGAUUAUAAUUGUUUUAUUUAAUAUGAUUUCGGCUACUUUAGGUACUUCCUCAAGUUUUAAUGAUAUCAUUCAAAUGUUAACUGUAAUUACAAAUGUUGGUUAUUUUUUAGUAAUGAUAUGCAUAAUAGCAUUUUUGAAAAUUAAUAACUUCAAUUCUGCUUUUCUUAAACUAUUAAUAUUUAUGAAAAAGAACUUUGCAAAGUUCAUUCCAUGUUUAAAAAAAUCAAACUUGCUUUCAAGUAAUUAUUUUAGGGUUCUUAAAAGAUGGAAAUUACUAAGAAAUAAUAGAUAAUAUUUAGUAUAAAAGUAUUUCUAGGAGCAGCUCAACAAUCAUUUUGCAACAGCAAAAUUAAUUAAUACUAAAAGAGAAAUUGAACAUCAAAGUACAAUUUAAGCACCUGUCUCUAUAGUAAUCAAAGAUUAAAAACCUUCAAAUUUUGUUAAUAGUCCAAAUCAACAAUCAACACCUCUUAUUUAAUCUUUUCCUUAAUAAUCUGAAAGAAGAAUUUUAGAGAAUAAUAACAAUUUAAUUAAAGGAAAUCAAGAAUAAGAUUUAGAUAUUUAUAGUUCAGGAUUUUUAUCCUAAAACUUAGAUGCUGAAAAAGCUAAUUUAGAAAUAGAAAUGUACUCAGUUCCUGUUUCAUCUAAAUUUAUAUUUGAUAAAAAUAAUCUGGUUAGAUAAGCUUUUAAUAGUGCUAAGUAAAUUAAUCCAGAAACUCAAAAAUGAAAAUGAAUUACUUUUUUUUAUAUUUAUUGUUUUCUUUUAUUAAAUUUUGUAGCUUUUAUAUAAAUAAAAUAUAUUUAUUGUUAAUUGGCGUUAAUAUCUUUGAUAAUUUAUUGAUAA